GGAGAGUUGCCUUUGAAUGCCAUCCAAGUCCAAUUUGAGGAAAAAGAGAAGACUGCUUUUCUAAUAGAAGGCCGGCUGAUCAACUCCAUCCGGGUGAUUUGUUCCAGCUACGAAGAUUACCAAGAGUGGCUCUAUUGUCUUAAAACUGCUCAGUUCCGCCACGCAGAUUCCUCCCUCUCUGGAUCGGACAGUUUCUCCGGGUUAAAGCCUUCUCACCUGGCGCAGUUUUCAGGAAGCGGAAGAGGGUCACUCACCUCGGAGGGCAGAACGAAUUCCUGGGCGUCUGCCGGGAAGGGGGCGACGUCCACCCACCACUCCCAAACCAGUACGGCUUCUCUGUCCGAGAGACACUUGUUUGAUGUGGUACCCGAGAACCGGUUAGCUGAAAACCAUCUGCCGCAACCAGCCUGCUGCCUGGGAAAGCGAGCCCCGGCAGGGACAGGAAUGCCGAAAGCCGAGCUGAAACGAAAAGGCAGUUCUCGAAAGUCCAAAGGGAAGGGCGUCCCGCCGCCACCGCCGCCGCAGCAGCCCCAGGGCCCCGGCGAGAACGCCGACAAGAAAGGCCCCUUCCCACUCGUCCCGAAGCACCCCCGUGGCGAGGGCGUCUCUCCCGUGUACAAUGAGCCCUUCUCAGCACUGGCGCAACAGGAGCAUCCCGCCGUGCGCCCGCUGCACCUGGACUUGAACCAUCCGAAGCAGUGGAACGUGCCAAGGAGUCAGACCUGCCCUGCUCCCCAAACGCUGGAAUACGCCUCUCUCGCGUCUUCCCCCAUGUAUGCCGACCCCUACACCCCCAGUUCCCCCUCCUCGCACGGGGCAGCAGCCUCCUACUUCCUGGGAGAGCCCUUAUCUCUUCUAGAUGAAAGCCUGCAGGCCUACAACCUCCCUGAAACAGGAGGGGAACAGCUGGACUCAACUUAUCACGACUACGCCGAGCUGCAAAGCUUCCACGAGGACUACAGCUAUGACAACAUCUGGGAUACAGAGGUGAAGAAGCCGCCCACCGUCCAGGAGAUCUACCAUUGCUAAAGGAGGCGUCCCUCCCCUGAAGCAGGAAGACUUGAGAACUGGGAAGAGACGAAAUCUGACUCUUGUUUUUUAUACUGCGAAGAUUGGAUGGUGGACUUCCGAAGGCCAGGAUCUGUCUAGCUACUUUGGGACCCCUUGUCCCAUGCCUGUUCCUCCACUUCAGCUUGUGGUGCUAUGAAAAACAUCUGAGAAAAGGACCUGGGACUCUUCCAUCCACGAAGCGGUUGUUUAUCAACACAAGAGAUGGAUCCUGAUCACGUGGUUGUUAUGAAGAAAGCUGCCCUGUCUGUACGGGGUCAGAAGCGGUCUGGACUUUGUGUGUGCCGUUGAUAUUGCAAUUCACCCCGAAACAUUAAAAACGUUAUCUGCUAACCGUUACUCCGAGGGUUUUUAAAAGCUGCCAUUCCAUCUUCAGACGGUUGAAGAACUGGACAAUCAAAAUGGAUUGGACCCUUCCUUGCGUUAGGAAUUUUGAGGUGGCUUGUGGCAACUGGCGGGUGCAAUUUCAAAAAAAACACAAAAACAACCCCCCUCUCAAAGCAAACAAGUAUAAGACACUC
This is a messenger RNA of Protobothrops mucrosquamatus (brown spotted pit viper), 1589 nucleotides long. Its product is annotated as pleckstrin homology domain-containing family N member 1-like. The annotation marks the transcript as partial. Gene Ontology annotation, cellular component: mitochondrial membrane; cytoskeleton. Gene Ontology annotation, biological process: positive regulation of apoptotic process; response to hypoxia; 3'-UTR-mediated mRNA destabilization. The transcript is spliced from 6 exons. The record is from RefSeq and is a predicted model, not a curated record. Gene Ontology annotation, molecular function: cardiolipin binding; phosphatidylserine binding; phosphatidylinositol phosphate binding. Lineage: Eukaryota; Metazoa; Chordata; Lepidosauria; Squamata; Viperidae.